This is a messenger RNA of Gadus macrocephalus (Pacific cod), 2253 nucleotides long. It is a transcript of the gene stx8, whose product is annotated as syntaxin 8. Gene Ontology annotation, cellular component: SNARE complex; endomembrane system. The record is from RefSeq and is a predicted model, not a curated record. The coding region runs from base 95 to 823 and encodes 242 amino acids. Gene Ontology annotation, biological process: vesicle fusion; intracellular protein transport. The transcript is spliced from 8 exons. Lineage: Eukaryota; Metazoa; Chordata; Actinopteri; Gadiformes; Gadidae. Gene Ontology annotation, molecular function: SNAP receptor activity; SNARE binding.
UUUUGAACCUCGCAGAGCGCCGUUCUGACGUCACACCAAAACAAGAAGCUGCUCGCACUUACCUGGAUACUUGCUAACACGAAGUCACCUCAAUAUGUCUCAAGAUGCUUGGUUACAGAACUACGACGCGACGUGUCGGCUGGCGCAAGACAUAGCCGAGAAUAUACAUGAACGGUCAAGACUACAGAGAACCGGGGGCAACCCGGCCAAGAUCAACAUGACACUAAGAGCGUCAUUACAGAAGCUCAAGCAAAACAUCUCCCAGCUGAAAGAGAGUCUGCUACGAGCUUCAUCGUCCCGUCGGAUAAUGCAGUCAGAGGCUGACAGGAGACAGAACCUAGUAGAUGACCUGGUCACCAGAGAGAAACAUCUCAAUGCCACCUUCAGAGGAGAGGUCAAAGAAGAACCUUCCAGGACGACGCUCAUGUCCGGAGCAGGGGGCGCUGGUGGUGGCGGCGGCGGCGGAGGAGGAGCGGUCAACCCGUGGCUGGUCAACGAAUCGGAGGAGACCAGGGGCCUGAGCUUCGGGGAGAUCAAGCAGCAGCAGCACAGCAUCAUGGAAGCCCAGGACGCUGGUCUGGACGCCCUGGCAGCGGUCAUCAGCCGGCAGAAGAUGAUGGGCCGGGAGAUUGGCAAUGAGCUGGAGGAGCAGAAUGAAAUCAUUGAUGACCUCUCCCAUUUGGUCGAUAAGACUGACGACCGGAUUCGCAAUGAGACGCGGAGGGUGAAGCUGGUGGAGACCAAGUCUGCGUCCUGUGGCAUGCUGGUGGUGAUCGUCCUUCUCUUGAUAGCCAUCGUGGUGGUCGGUGUGUGGCCCGUCUAGUCUCUGGGCCCCCUUCAUGGUGGAGCGGAGGGGAUGGUGCCAUUUUAUCCUGACUAUUAAACCCAGGCAAACACACACAGACACACACACACAGACAGACAGGCACACAGACAGACACACACACACACACACACAGGCUCACAGAGACACACACACAGACAUACACAUGCACACAGAGACACACCCACACACGCGCACACACACACACACACACACACACACACACACACACACACACACACACACACACACACACACACACACACACACACACACACACACACACACACACACACACACACACACAGUCUUUGCCACUCCUGCUCUUUGUUCUCCGUAGUGAGGGAGCAGAGAACAUGUCUGUACACACUGUAGUAUUGUUAAUAUUUAGCUUUGCCUUUGUUUUUUUAUGGUUGUUUUAUGAAUGCGUUUUGGUCAAAGAGCCGUGGUGACCAAUGAAUGGAUGAGAGGAAUGCGACAGAAGAUCGUACUAGUGUGUAUCCCCGGUAUAGCAGGAUAUGCCCACAUGCAUCUCUGGGGAUUCAGCACAUUUGGUACUGUAAUUUCUGCAUGCACCUUGGAAGUUAGUUUUUAUUAUAUUUACCGCCGGGGCUGGUGUUGUCCCAGUGACAGGACCUCCCAGCGUUUCAACUGCAUAAGCUCACCUGUGAUACAUACAUGACAAUAGUCUCUCUAUCUCUCUCUCUCUCUUUCCCCGGCCGCUAUAUUUACUCUGGUAUCACUUUGGCUGCUGUAGUGUUAUCUUUUGCCGCUGGGGCUUUUCUAAUGUUUAUAGAAAAGUGUUGAGCCAAAACAAACUCUGUGGCCGUGCUACUAACACGAUUGUUUUCUUUCCAUGUAAAUCACUCAAACCCCAAUGGACAUGUUGCAUAUAGGUGUAAUUAAUAAAACAAAACAAAAGCUUUUCCAGUUGCUUUUCUUAGCAUAUCUGUGAUUCACUAGUGUAUGUUUUAUUGAGGGUUAUGAGCGCAUUUACGAUGACAUUUUACCCAGUUUUGUUAGUGUUGGAGGUCAUAAUGAAAAGGAAGCGGCUAAAUUCUGACACCGUUCAGUUACAUUUAUGUGAAGAUCAGCAGUAUUUAUACAGACCAGUGAUUGAUAAUAUUACCUACAUAUAUUAACUUCCCUAAUUAACUAUUCAACAUUUUUUUCUAACAACAGAUGUAAGACGGCCAGGGGAUGUUACUGAGGGCAUGUUAAUAAUAGUGUUUGCACUAUAAACUUAAAAUUCCUUUUUACCUUUAAUAGUCCUUUCUUAUGGUUUGUAUUGAUGCAAAAUCCUGCUACUAAAACUUGUUUAUCUGACUUCAUUAUUAAGAUAAUUUAUUAAUGAUAAAUAGGUGUGCUACAAACAAAUCUUUUGUAUCAACAAACAAAUCAAAAUAAACAAUUAUCAAUGAAUAAAUGAA